This is a messenger RNA of Priapulus caudatus, 1777 nucleotides long. RefSeq names its product gamma-aminobutyric acid receptor-associated protein. Gene Ontology annotation, molecular function: ubiquitin protein ligase binding; GABA receptor binding. NCBI's taxonomy places the organism in Eukaryota, Metazoa, Priapulida, Priapulimorpha, Priapulimorphida, Priapulidae. The record is from RefSeq and is a predicted model, not a curated record. Gene Ontology annotation, cellular component: cytosol; autophagosome; autophagosome membrane. Bases 98 to 451 code for a protein of 117 amino acids. Gene Ontology annotation, biological process: autophagosome assembly; autophagy of mitochondrion; macroautophagy. The transcript has 3 exons.
GCAACCAUUAUCUGUUGUGAAAGAUAGUAUUGCAUAUUGGUGUUGACUUGCACUAUUUCUGACUGUUUUACUCUUACGUACGGUUAAGAAAUAUAAAAUGAAGUGGCAGUACAAAGAAGAACAUCCGUUUGAGAAAAGACGGGCAGAAGGCGAGAAAAUUAGGAAAAAGUAUCCGGAUAGAGUACCAGUUAUCGUGGAAAAGGCACCUAAAGCUCGAAUUGGUGAUCUUGACAAGAAGAAGUACCUGGUGCCAUCUGAUUUGACUGUCGGACAGUUUUACUUCCUCAUUCGCAAGCGUAUACAGCUGCGUGCUGAAGACGCCCUGUUCUUCUUUGUCAACAAUGUGAUUCCCCCAACCAGCGCCACGAUGGGCCAGCUUUAUCAGGAACAUCACGAAGAAGAUUUUUUCCUCUACAUUGCCUACAGUGAUGAGAGCGUAUAUGGAGCCUAGCCGGUCCACCAAGCAGCUUGACCUUGUGUUGCUGGUGCGAUCAGGAAACAGCCCAGUCAUUCGUUUGUGCUUUUUUGUUUUAUGGCAAGUUCCAGUAAAGGAUCUUUGUAAAAAGAUGUAAAAUAUAUCUAACACACAUUCUGCUGAAGUUUAUAUUGUAUUUGUUUGUUUGCGUGGGUUGCUGCGCGUGUCCCUAGUGUAUGCGUGCAUCCGUGGUGUGUGUGUGUGCGUGCGUGCGUGUGUGUGUGUGUGUGCGUGCGUGCGCGCGCGUAUGUGUGUGUGUGCGUGCGUACAUGCAUGUGUACGUACAUGCAUGCUCGUGUGUGGGUGUGUGUGUGUGUGUGCAGGCGUUAAAGAGCGACACAGAGAGUAGGUAAGAUGUAAAAAUUAGCAUUGAUUUUAGGGUGUAGCAUGACUGACUAUAGGAAGCAAUUGAUUGCUGACUAUGAGUUCAAAGUCAGUGUACAUGUCUCCGUGCUGUGUGCUGUUCAUGCUUGUGUGCAUGUAUGUGUGAUAGAGUAGAAGGCAUUUACUAUUUCCACCGCAAUCGGGUGUUAAUGCAAGCUCUCCAUAAAUACGACAUUCUAGGUAUUUAAUUAUUCCACAAUAAAACUUACGGAGAAGGGAUUUAUUUGAAGUGUGCAGCAGCAGUCGCUAUUACAAUCAUUUUAAGUUUCGCAUUUCUUGAUGCUGCUUCAGGGGAUGCAAUGAAUCCAAACGCACUGAGCUUCUAUGUUGAAUAGUAUGGUCUCCUUAUAACUUGUCUUUUAAGCUACUCAAUGCAUACCAAUAUAACUGGCGUAGUGUCGCAUAAUUAUCUGCUGAAUUAGAAUUUGGCACUUAUUUUAAAUUAAUCCACAUUUUUAAAAGAUUUAACAAGUUUUGUCUUUUAGUAACCUAGUUUGUCAAGAACUAAUGUACCUGUGCUAUAAGGGGCUGAUACUGAAAAGAGUUGCCACCACGAACUAGUUACUACUUUAUCAUCACUGCUAUAGUAAACGUGUGGAAUUGCGUGUUUUACGUUAUAAAAUAUUCAUAGUGCACUGAGUGGUUUUACAUAUCUUGAGGUCGUGCCUAUGGCGUAGUAGCAAGUGCAAGGUUUAUCGUAUGAUGACACUCUCGAGAUGUUUUACCUCUGCUGAAGGUAUCGGUGUUAUGUUUAGAAUUAUUUUGAAUAAAAAUGAAGUCACUGCAGCUUAAUUUUUGCACUUAAUAGAUGAAUAGACAUGUUUUGCUUAAGCAUUAGGUUAAACUUUUAUGUUGUGUUAUAAUAAAUUGGAAAACGUGUUACAUAAUGUGUGAAGUAAUAAAGGUUAAUUUACGAAA